Nematocida homosporus is the source of this 564-nucleotide messenger RNA. Its product is annotated as large subunit ribosomal protein L9e. The transcript has a single exon. Gene Ontology annotation, cellular component: ribosome; cytosolic large ribosomal subunit. Gene Ontology annotation, biological process: cytoplasmic translation. The coding region runs from base 1 to 564 and encodes 187 amino acids. NCBI's taxonomy places the organism in Eukaryota, Fungi, Microsporidia. The record is from RefSeq and is a predicted model, not a curated record. Gene Ontology annotation, molecular function: rRNA binding; structural constituent of ribosome.
AUGAAGAUCCUCUUAACUGAAGAACGUGUUUCAAUUCCAGCAGGAUGCAAAGUAACUCAAGACAACAAAAAGAUCAUUGUAAGUGGUAAGAGAGGAACUGAAACCCUUGAUAUUUCUCAUAUGUUAUUGACCGUUGAUAUCGAAGAGACUGAGUUGUUUGUGCGAUUAUGGACUGUUCCUAAGAAGCAUACUAAGAUAGUUAAGACUUGUGCUGGUUUGAUUAAUAAUAUGAUCAUUGGUUGUACUAAAGGCUUUUCUUAUAAGAUGAAGGCUAUUUACAAGCACUUCCCUAUUACAGUCUUAAUUGAGAAUGAAGGUAAACGGGUAGUGAUUAAGAACUUCUUAGGAAGUAAGUGUGAUCGGAUUAUUGAUAUGAGAGGUAGUGCUGUAGCCCGUUUAGAUUCAACUAAGGAUUACUUCCUUAUUGAGGGUCCUAAUAUUCAAGCCGUAUCUCAAUCUGCUGCUAAUAUCUCGCAACAGUGCAUUCCUAAGAACAAAGAUCUACGGGUCUUCCUGGAUGGUACUUUUGUGGUUGCUAAAGGAACUAUUGACGUCGAUGAAUAA